UCAGUAACGGAUGCAUUAACGGAUGCCGUGUUGCAUAAUUCUAUUGCAAAUCCGGAGAUUUUAACCCUUUUGGAUAUUUCCUCCUCGGUGGCUUGGACUGUAGCCUCCUGAUGGAUAUCUUGUUGUGGGGCGAUUAGAUUCAGCUCCAGCACACGCAAUUUGGCAGGAGCUUGGGAUGAUGCGAAGGGUAGACCAAGGGGGAGAGAGACGGAGAGAGUGAAAAAGCUGGCAUUUGUUGUUCAAUGAUCGGGCUGCUGGCAGAGGGUUGUAGAGCAAUUGAGGUUUGGGGUUGUUGGGGUGAGGAGGGCUCCCUGAAUCCAUAGCCGGGUGGAGCAUGACAGGGAGUGGUACAAACAUGGCGUGCAGGGAGGCUUUUCAUGCGGGCACUUGGUAUACUGACGAUGAGAUCGGCAUCCUAUCUCAAAUAUCAUGAGCUGAUUCUCGCACGCUGUAUUAUUUUCCCCAUAGCUGAGGAGUUGACCCAGGAACUGGAUCAGUGGCUUCGUUCAUCAGGGCUACCCAAGCUCGCUAAUGCUCGUGCCGUCAUAGCUCCGCACGCUGGCUAUCGAUACUCGGGACAUUGCGCAGCUUACGCUUUUGCUAAUAUUGAUCCGCAACGUGUACAGCGGGUAUUUCUUCUAGGGCCUUCUCAUCAUCACUUCACAAGGAAGUGCUGCUUGUCAAAAGUUUCCGUUUACAAGACCCCACUCGGAGACCUUCCAAUCGACAAUGAAGUUUACGAAGAACUUCGAGCAAGCGGCAGGUUCGAGGAUAUGGACGUUAGUGUUGAUGAAGCGGAGCACAGCAUGGAGAUGCAUUUGCCUUACAUCGCCAAGGUCUUCCAGGGGACUUCUGUGAAAAUCGUGCCGAUCAUGGUAGGUGCCACCACACCUGCUACUGAAGCUACUUAUGGACGGCUAUUGGCCAAGUACAUUGACGAUCCGGCCAACUUCUUUUCGAUAUCUUCAGAUUUCUGCCAUUGGGGAUCACGGUUUGGGUACCAGUAUUAUGAGAAGAAACGGGGUCCCAUUUACAAGUCCAUUGAAGCCCUGGACAAGUGUGGCAUGGAUAUUAUUGAAACUGGCGAUCCAGAUGCCUUUCAGGAGUAUCUGAGCGAGUUCGAGAACACAAUUUGUGGGCGGCAUCCCAUCGGAGUUUUUCUCCAUAUGCUGAAGCAUUGUUCAACUCGGACGCGUAUCAAGUUUUUGCAAUACGAGCAAUCAAGUCAGUGUAAAAGCAUGCGUGACAGCAGUGUCAGCUACGCAUCUGCCGUAGUUACAGCAUUGACAUAAAUGCCUCACAUGUUUAGGAAGGGCCUUGGCUUUCAUAAUGCCCCUUCCAGCAACUUGAUCGCCAUUGCAACUCCCUGUAGCACGCAGAGAACUGCUGGGCUCCCAUUUGGUGCACGCAUCAACAAAACUCGUUAACAAUGUGAGGUUGUCCAUCUGAAAUCUGACAGGUACGUCCAUCACGGAUGGUGGGGCUGUCUGUUUUCGUCGUCCAUGUCCAUUGUUUAGAGUGCUCAUUUAUAGUUGCUGUCAAGUUACUCGGCAAGUGGUGCACUCUUUUGUCCCAUAGAAGUUUCUUAACCUUACCUUGCACUCCAACUCUUGUCACCAUAACCUGCUCUAACUAGCUAUUUAGAGCAAGAGUGCUAUUACACAAUAUGCAAGAGUUUAUUCAGAGAAGUUUUAAGACGUGCAAAUAAAUUUCUUGUGCGAUGCCUUACAAAUGUGAAUCUCGGAAAUCAAGCAUAUCCCUAUUGUCAUAUGGGUUUGAAUUUUCA
Messenger RNA from Physcomitrium patens, 1786 nucleotides. RefSeq lists its product as uncharacterized. The record is from RefSeq and is a predicted model, not a curated record. NCBI's taxonomy places the organism in Eukaryota, Viridiplantae, Streptophyta, Bryopsida, Funariales, Funariaceae.